AUGGCCAUUAACCAUAGCAAACUCCAAUUUUCGGAGUUAGAUGAGCUAAGACACGAAACUUAUGAGAACUCUCGCAUCUAUAAAGAGAGGACUAAGGCCUUUCAUGAUAAACACAUUGUUAGGAAGUCAUUCUCUCUUAAUCAAAAAGUGUGGCUUUUUAACUCCAAGCUUCGUCUCUUUCCGGGCAAGCUUCGGUCACAAUGGGAUGACCUUUUUAUUGUUCUUAAUGUUUUCCCUCAUGGAGCUGUUGAAAUCCAAAACCCAAAAGCGGGGCAAGUUUUUAAGCUGAAUGGCCAAAGACUUAAACCUUAUGCCGAUGGCAUCAAUGAUGGAGAGGUGAUUGAGGAGUGUCCUUUGUUAGAACCAAAUUAG
Pistacia vera is the source of this 372-nucleotide messenger RNA. RefSeq lists its product as uncharacterized. The transcript has a single exon. The record is from RefSeq and is a predicted model, not a curated record. The coding region runs from base 1 to 372 and encodes 123 amino acids. Lineage: Eukaryota; Viridiplantae; Streptophyta; Magnoliopsida; Sapindales; Anacardiaceae.